UCCACCAAACCGCGUUUCCCUCUUCCAUCUCUUUACAAAAACACCACCAAGCCCACCUCCAUUUUCACCUUCCUCUCUUCGUCUCCCUCAAUAUGAACUUUUCACAACACCAUUUCUCUAACUAUGGCGGCUCUUUAUAGCUCUUUUCUAAAACUCUUACUCUUUCUUUCUGUUCUUCCAUUCAUUUCUUCACUUUCUACUGUUUCAAUUUCCGAAACUUCUAACGAGCCUUUGAUAUGUGCAUUGGUUCUUUCCCCGAAUGGAAACUCAUCUUUUCUAAACUGUUCUAGUUCAGGAAUUGGAAAUUCUAACGUUUCGUUUUCGGGCGUUGUUGCCGGAGAUGGGUUCGUGUGUGGUCUGAGAAACUUUGCUACUUCAUAUGCUUCUGCUAUGAAUUGCUGGAGGUUUUCUUCAAACGGUACGGUUAUGGAAUACAAGAGAAUUUAUCAAGGUCCGGCUCUUCACCAACUUGAAGCGGGAAACUCUCAUAUUUGCGGCGUUGAGAACGAUACUAAUCGCCUUCAAUGCUGGCAAUGGCCUGAGUUCAAUUCAAGUUUGAGGUUUUCGAGUAUCGCCGUUGGUCAAGAUUUUGUUUGCGGGUUAUCCGAAACCGGCAGGAUUAGUUGCAAUAAUGGAAAUAAUGUGACUUCCACCGUCAUUGAUCAAGUGCCCGAUGGGAAUUACAGUGUGAUUGAUGCGGGAUUUAGCCAUGCUUGUGCGAUAAGUUUGGAUCAUAGUUUGCGGUGUUGGGGAGAUGAGGUGGGCGAAACGCCGCGAGAUAUGUUCAACGCUUUGGCCUUGGGGGAAAAUCGUAGCUGUGCUUUGCGGUCUACUAACGGGACAGUUGUUUGUUGGGGGCAGGAUAAUUUUACUUUGCCUGCAGCUUUACAAGAGACUUAUUUUGUUUCAAUUGAAGCGAAACGAAGAGUUUUCUGUGGCGUUGAGAAAAGUAAUUUCUCUCUUUAUUGUUGGGGUGAAGGAAUUGAUAAUUUUAGAAUGGUUUUUGAGAAAGUAUUGCCAGGACCGUGUAGACGUGAUUGUCCAUAUGGCAUUUUGGAUGGGUCAGGCACUCUUUGUGGACAAAUGGGAUCUAUCUGUGAACCACUGCCACCGCCACCGCCACAACCGCAACAACCAUCUAGUCCUCAUCCUGCUCCACCUACACCUGCGCCUUCGCCACAGUCGGGAGAUGAAUCCUCGAGUGGUGGAGGCUCAGGCUGGAGUGCGAAAAUGGUGGUUCUCCUGGUGGUUGGUUGUGUCGGAUCAUUGUCUUUACUUCUAGUGUUUCUUUUCUUUCUCUACAGACAAUGCAAAGGUCGAGGAUGUCGCGUCCAUGACUCGGGACGCCUCGAUGAGGAUGGCGCACCAGCUGAACAAGGUUCCGGUCAACGCCAAAACCUGCCAUCGCAACCUGCAGGGCAACCGGUUCUCGAGAAGCGGCUUAGCCAAUUGGCCAGCAUGGGAAAUGCAGGUCACUUGGAGGAGUUUUCAUUACAAGUACUCCUUGAAGCUACGGAUAAUUUCUCGGCGAAUCACAAGAUUGGGACAGGAAGUUUUGGUUCAGUCUACUAUGGGAUUUUAGAUGAUGGGCGCCAAGUUGCCAUCAAGCGCGCUGAAGUGUUGAACACUUCAUCGAGAGUUGGCGGCACCAGGCUUCAGGAGGACAAAGAUCAUGCCUUCCUGAACGAGCUCGAAUCGUUGUCCCGCCUUCAUCACAAGAAUCUUGUGAGGUUAUUAGGCUUUUGUGAAGAUUGCGAUGAGCUUGUGUUGGUUUAUGAAUACAUGAUUAAUGGAACACUCCAUGAGCAUCUUCACAAGCUGGAAGACUCACCACUAAGGUCAUGGCCUACAAGGCUUAAGGUUGCAUUGGACGCAGCGAGAGGGAUUGAGUACCUCCACGAGUACUCUGUGCCCCAAAUCAUUCAUCGUGAUAUCAAGUCAUCGAACAUAUUGUUGGAUGACAUGUGGACCGCCAAAGUCUCGGAUUUUGGAUUGUCAAUGAUGGGUCCUGGAGAUGAUGAGUCUCACCUUUCAAUUCAUGCAGCUGGAACAGUUGGAUACAUGGAUCCUGAAUACUAUAGGCUCCAGAUAUUGACCACGAAAAGCGAUGUUUAUAGUUUUGGAGUUGUUUUGCUCGAAUUGUUAACUGGACAUACAGCGAUUCACAAGAAUGAGAAUGAAAUGCCGAGACAUGUGGUUGAUUUUGCGAUUCCUUACAUAGUUCAGGAUGAAAUCCAUAGAGUUUUGGAUCGAAAAGUGCCACCACCAACACCAUAUGAAAUAGAGGCAGUAGCAUAUGUUGGCUAUUUGGCUGUCGAUUGUGUAACACAAGCAGGAAGAGAUAGGCCUUCCAUGACUGAGAUUGUAAAUAGUUUAGAUAGGGCGUUAACCGCCUGCACGGUGCCUCUGCUAUUAUCCAGAUCCUCAACCAACUCUUCUACGUAAUACAACAUUCUGUAUAUCAGACGUAUCACGUCAUCAAUGUAGAGGAAACCCAUUUUUUUUGUUGAUACAUGUAAACAAUUUUUUACCAUUUCUUGAUUGAUUAGAGGUCAAAAAAGUGUACCAUAACAAACCUAUUUACACAACAUUUAUUUAUUUUUAAGUUGGGCAUA
Messenger RNA from Pistacia vera, 2615 nucleotides. Its product is annotated as serine/threonine-protein kinase-like protein CCR4. The record is from RefSeq and is a predicted model, not a curated record. The transcript is spliced from 2 exons. Gene Ontology annotation, molecular function: ATP binding; protein serine/threonine kinase activity. The coding region runs from base 124 to 2445 and encodes 773 amino acids. Lineage: Eukaryota; Viridiplantae; Streptophyta; Magnoliopsida; Sapindales; Anacardiaceae. Gene Ontology annotation, biological process: protein phosphorylation.